Messenger RNA from Neogale vison (American mink), 1549 nucleotides. RefSeq lists its product as uncharacterized. Lineage: Eukaryota; Metazoa; Chordata; Mammalia; Carnivora; Mustelidae. The coding region runs from base 392 to 1549 and encodes 385 amino acids. The transcript has 4 exons. The record is from RefSeq and is a predicted model, not a curated record.
CGAAUGGGGGUAGCACUCAAUGCUGUGGGCCCCCAACCACUAAGAAGUGCUUGCCCAACGGGAAUGCCAGAGGUGGGAAAUGUCUUUAUUUCACAUGGUUUCUUCUGACCUGCCUUCCUCACGACUCCACAGACAAGCUCAUCUAGAAGGAGCCUGGGAUCCGGUGAUCGGUUGACCGACUGGCCGAUUCUGUGAAGUCAACUGGCAAUUCUCAGGGAUAAAACGGCUCUCCCCAAUAACAACGAAGCAAAUCAGAGCGAGCCCAGAGCCUUCAAAACAAAGAUAGAAAAGCCACAUUAUUUACUCAGAAUCUUCUAGCAAGUCAUUCUUAGCAGUUUUGGCAGACACCACAGAUCCAGUUUCUACUUCUCUUCCUAAACGUGUACAAGCUAUGGGCAGCGAUACGCAGCAAGAGAAAAGUGCGGGUCGGCCUCCCUGGGCGCGGGCUUUCCGGAGGAAAUCAGAAACCUCCAGGUGCUGGCGGUGCAGGAGCUGGCAGCCCCGCCAGGACCCGCCCAGGCCCCUCCAGCUCCAGGUUCUCAAGAGCAACGUUUUAAUCUGUGACCCCCGGAGCUCCCGCAAAGCUGCCCCCGCAUACGCCAGCGCCCCCAGAAGCUCGACCAGACUUGAUGGAGAAAACUGCCAAGACGGGAGGAAAAGCACUUCUUACCAAAAGGUCUCUUUUGCAGGGCUCUGGUCUCUACUCCCCCCAACGAGACAGAGCAAAACCCGGAAUGUUAACCGGGCUUCCCCGGUCUCCGGAUUUCUAGAACGGUCAGUUUUCGAAAAGAAAGAAAUGAGGCUUUUCAACGUUUUAUUCGGCCUGGCACGGAGCGGCACGAAGUCCUGCUGCCGAGCACUGAGGGCAACCGCACGCUUUUCAGUGAAAGACCUCCGGCAGCCCGCGCCCCUUCCCCGGCCCACCCCGUGCAACGGCCCUGCCCUCCCCCGGCGGGAGCGCCCCACCCGCGGCGUCCCGCGAACCCGAGGGCGCCCCAGCCUCGGGGGGCGAGCGAGCGCCGGGCGGGAGCGCCCAGGCCGGCGGGCGGGGCGCCGAGCUCUUACCCAGGCACAGCAGCAGCGCGGGGCCGCGGGGGGCACGGGGGGCGCGGCGCGGCUCCAUCCUCCUUCCCGCGGCGAGCGGCGAGCGGCGAGCGGCGCAGGGGCACGGGCUGCGGGGCCGAGGCGGCGGGAGCGCACGGCGGGGGCGGGACCCGCGGGCGGCGGCGCGGCGGCUGGAGCGCGGCGGAGAGCCUGGACGGGCCACCCGACGGCCGCGGCCCCGAGCCGGGGAGCGGGGACCCGACGGAUCGGCCUGCUCUGGGGGUCCCCUGCCCUGGACUGCGCGGUUUUAGCUGCUCUGCGGGACAGGCCCAACUUGCAUGGGUCCGCGCACCGGCCCGCGCUGCCCUCGCUGCGUGCGCUUCGGAGAGCCUUGCGCGUGGGGGCCUUGUCACGCCUCAAGUCGGUCUUUCCCGUCUAUACCUCCCCUCCCAGCCGCUCUGCUUCAGCUGGGGGCAGGCGUCUACCUUUGACCCUCAAAGUCUAG